This is a messenger RNA of Aspergillus affinis, 1293 nucleotides long. RefSeq names its product phosphatidylserine decarboxylase family protein. The coding region runs from base 1 to 1293 and encodes 430 amino acids. Gene Ontology annotation, biological process: phosphatidylethanolamine biosynthetic process. Gene Ontology annotation, molecular function: phosphatidylserine decarboxylase activity. The transcript has a single exon. Gene Ontology annotation, cellular component: mitochondrion. NCBI's taxonomy places the organism in Eukaryota, Fungi, Ascomycota, Eurotiomycetes, Eurotiales, Aspergillaceae. The record is from RefSeq and is a predicted model, not a curated record.
AUGCCCUCCAACCCAACCGACCACCACGCCUGGCUGGGCGGCGUAAUCGCGCACGUCGAUUCACCCUCCCACCAAAAACCCCUCCACCCAGUCCUCCUCGACUUCCAAUCCCUAAUCAACAAAAACACCCGGAUCCACAUGCUCCUGCACUCCAUGUUCAGCGAAAUCCCCUCCAACAGACCCUACACGACAGACCCAACCGGGUGUCCCCAGAUCCGCGACCCCGAGCACCUCCUGCGCGUGUUAAACCAUCUCCUCACGACCGCGCCCUCGUGGAACGACCUCUCGAAACGGGUCGGAUUGGUCGGGUUACCGAUCAACGCGGUGCUGGAUUGGCCCAUGGGCACGGGGAGCGGGUAUGCGGCGUUUUUGGACCCGGAGGUGAACGCGAUGAUCAAGCGGGUGUUGGACGCGUGGGGCGAGUUUUUGUGCUCGCGCGAGAGUGCGACGGUGUUGGAUGAGUCGGACACCGGGUGGUUUGGACCCACAGGGAAGGAGUGGCUAGUGAGGGUGGCGAAUCAAGGGAGACAGGAUGAUGGGUUGGGGUUCGAGGAACUGUAUAUCUGUGAUCCCACGAAGGAGUAUCAUGGGUACAACUCAUGGGAUGAUUUCUUCACGCGGCGGUUCAGAGAAGGCGUUAGGCCUGUGGCGGCGCUAGGGGACGACGACGUCCUGGUGAAUGCGUGCGAGUCGCAGCCAUAUAAGCUGGUGAGAGGGGCCAAGGCGAGGGAUCGGUUCUGGAUUAAAGAGCAGCCAUAUUCGAUCGAUGAUAUGUUGGCGCAUGAUGACCUGGCAGAAGGGUUUGCGGGCGGAACGGUCUAUCAGGCGUUCUUGAGUGCGCUGAGCUAUCAUCGGUGGCACUCUCCUGUGAGUGGACGGAUCGUGAAGGCGUACGUCGUUCCGGGGACGUACUAUUCUGAGCCUCUGUUUGAGGGACUCGGGGAUCCGAAUUCGACGGCCCAGGCCAGCAAUGAGAUCGAUCCGGCUGGCGAGGUCACCGCGCAGGAGUACCUGACGGCGACGGCGACGCGGGCGGUGAUCUUUAUCGAGAGCGACAAUCCGAAGAUCGGGCUGAUGGCCUUCCUGGGGGUCGGAAUGUGCGAGGUGUCGACGUGUGAUGUGAGGGUCAAGGAAGGGCAGCACGUCACAAAGGGGGAUGAGAUCGGGAUGUUUCAUUUCGGGGGGUCGACGCAUUGCUUGCUCUUCAGACAGGGAGUGAAUUUGGAUGGAUUUCCUGAUACGAAGAUGGAGGAGAAUGUGCCAGUCAGAAGUCGUUUGGCUGUCGUGCAUUGA